UUCAUUUGAAAUGGAGUUGCUAACAUGGCCUCCACUUUUGAGAAGAUUUUAGACGGGCAAAUAACGUCGGAUGACUUAACCGAUUUCUGUCAGAUUGUUACUGAUGAGCGUGAAAAAGAGAAGUUAAAACAGCACAAUAUUGGAGAGCUGGUCCCCUUUCUUCUCAACUACCUCAGAGAAAAAACCUUGCACCACUUGACUCCGCGACAAAGUGCUGCACCAACACCCAAGAAGACAUCAGUGUCCCAUGGCAAAGGUGCACCAGAAAAAGCUGUCAGUGUAGGAAAGGGGUCCUCUAGGGGGAAUUUGUUCCCUCCACAGAAAACCCCUUCUCCAUCCCCUGGUACUCCUUUGUCACAAAGUCGAAGAGAUAAACUACAUGAGCAAUAUUCUUCACCCUCUUCAUCACCAAAUUUCAAGCGAAAAUCCUCUAAAGAGAAGGCAAAUGAGAAGAUUUCACCACUGGUUACACGACCAAAGUUAAAUAUUGAUGAUCCAAAUGAUUUCCCUGCUAUAGGAUUGACUAGCAAAAAAGUAACACCUUCACGGAGAAUCACACCAACACAAGUCAAAGGUGAUGGUAAAAAGGGAAAAUCUUCACCAUCAUUCUCAUCAUCAUCAUUUUCCAACUCGCAUUCUAUGCUGGACAGCCAUGGAAGUCCAGCUUCUUUACAAGAAGAAAGGGAUUUGUUGAAACUUAUGAAAUCCAAAAGGAGAAAUAAAGGGGAUUCCCCUUGGGGAACUAGAACUAGUCCCAGUCCCCAAACUGGGAUCAGAUCCCCACCACUUCAUGUCUUGGGAGAUUUCUUUGUAACUCCACCAAAACAUGCAACCGCAAUGCCUGAUCCCUGGCAAAAGAAUAAUUCAAAACCAGAUGACAGUUUGAUUUCAACACCUUCUCCUUAUAAGUGCCCUAAUACAAAUGAAGCUUCUGAUAUCCUGACUACAGACCGUGGAAGUUGUCAACAGUCUGAGAAACAAAGUUCUAUAGAAAAGAUUCAACCUGUACAGGCAGUGAAAGACAAAGUCAUUUUUCACAAUAAACUGGAUGCUCUGGCUAAAAUUUAUUCGAGAUGUAUAAUGGAAAACUUGGUUCCUAAUGUUACAGCAGAAGUAUAUUUUGUGAUACAACUGUUGACUGCAAGAGGCAUUGCUCCUGAAUCAAGGCAUGAAGACAAUCAUGGUAAUAAUGCAGAUGAUCAAAAUAUUCUGGAUACAAUACAUAAUUGCACUUACUUUGCUGUCACUGUGCUGGAAGAGAUUAAGGGAUUAGUACUUCUGUUGGACAAGGAAACUCUACGUUUGUUGGCUGAUAAUCCACGGAUUGCAGAUUUUUCACCAAGUCUUAAAGAGACAUUUCUCCAACAGUACAAAACCUACUCAGUUAAAAAGGGAUGUAUUUUAUGAGCUUGUGCGAGAGUGGGAGGAUUCACACUUGGCAGCAGGAUGGAACAUGGAACAACACAUGGGAGACAGGAUAAGGGCUUUGGUGAAUCAGAAGCCAGAACUAGCCAAUUAUUCCCAUUUUGCCAGGCUGUUUAAAUCUCAAUUACUACAGAUGUGUGAAGAGGAGAGGAGUAGAAGUGAUUUUCGUUCAUCAAGUAUGCUCAGCAGUUUGCAAAAGUCAAAUCCAGAAAAAUUUCAGAGGCUUCAAGAAAGAUUCAUCACUCCAUUAUCAUCUGGAGGCCCAUGUCCAGCUCCCAGUUUUAGUAAUGUGCAAGAAUUCUUCAAGGGGUUCAUACAAUCUGCAGCCAGUCAUUCAUUUAAUCAGCAUCUGAUAGACUUACUGAUUGUUAAAAUAACUGAGAUCAACAAUAAAGAAUUUCCCUUGUCAGAUAUUGAAGAAGGCAGUGACAAAGAAUUAUCAAUUCAAAAUCAGGAACUAAAGCAAGAUUUUUCCAGCUGUUCACUGAAAAUAAGAAUUUUGGCCAAGUUUCUUGGGUUUUUGUUAUUCCAGCCUUAUCAAGGCACAGAAACUUCAUCACAAGUAAUCGUGACUGACACUCUUAAAUUAAGGAAUAGGAUUCCCAUUUACUUUGACAUUCUCAGUUACCUCAAGAAGGCCCAGUGCAGUGGGAGACUGGUGUUUACAGUACCAUGGGCUGUAGAGUACCUCAGUAUGAUGGACCCUUUGGCUCCCCUUCUAGACUACUUUUCUGUGGUCCUCAAUUUUCUUUAUAGGAUUUACAGAAAAAGUGCUUCUCUGUUUUCGAAAAAAGUUUUGAACCAUAGCAAGUUACUCUUGAUGUCAUGUCUGGGAUGGCUUUUUGAAAUACCAGUCAUUCCGGCCACAUUCUUCUUCAAAAGCCUGACAGAUGUGAACAACUACAUUGAAGAUGAUCUCGAAAGAAAAUAUUCAGAUGCUAAACCCAGUCUGGACUCCAGUGGUAUUGUGGACCAAGCCAUUCUCUACGUUUGCUGUCCUUACCUUAUUGUAAUAAGAACAGUGUUGGUGGAAGCAGCAGCUGGCAUGUCUGGAAGGUCAGGCCCAGUUAAAAAGAUAACACCAGUUUCUGCUGGCGAACCAACCAGCAGAUCUUCCUCUCACAAACAGCUGCAGCUUCAGUUGGAAGAAAACUUUUUUCGCAUUCAGCCUGAUUUCCUCAAGAGACUAUCUGAUUUUACAGUGGAAAGAUUAUGCAGCAAUAUUAUAUCUCACAUAAAACCCUCCCUUUUGAAUGAAGGAGUUCAGAGAAUUCAGGCGUUCUUGGAUAGUGAAUUCUCUGCAAACACCAACACUUAUCAGGCGAAGGAAAAGUGCAGGCCUCAUGUCCUCAAGAUCAUUCACUCUGUGACUGAUGAUGGUGUGAAAACAGCCUUGGAGUCCGUGGAAUCUUCCAAGGAGAAGAGCUUGAAAGCCUUUCAAAGCCUUUGUCCUCAGGAAAUGAACCCCAAGGUAGUCACGACAGCGGCAAAUAUUACCACAAGACUUGUUAAAGAAAAAACCAUGGACUGGAUUAAUACAUCUUUUCCAAACAUUAUGGAGGAGGAGCUGUUUGCUCAGUUCAAUAAGAUAGCAAACUCUAUUAUGAAUUUAAAAUCCAAGGAACAGAAAGGGAAUGUGGAACCUAAUCCAUUCAGUAAGGACGUGACAAAGAUGUCUGAAGAAGAGAUUGAGAGGCAGGUGGAUUUUUGUAAACCAGUCGGGGUAUCUGGAGAGACUAUUAAUCCUGCCAUGAAAAUCAAGGCGUUACAGCGUGUAGAUCUGCAAAGGGGGUGAAUUUUGUUACAAAAAAUUCCUGUGGUGUCUUCGACAAUCUGUGGAUAUUAUGGACCAAGUUAAAAGAUGUCAGUUUUCCCUUCUCCUUUCCGUUCUAAACCAGAAGUUUUCAGACAACGCUGCUGUGUCUACUUUGUUGAAAGACUGCAUCAAGGACAACUCUGGGGUCAUUUUAAUGUCAUAAUAAAAUAUCUGUAUUCCCUCUGCGGUUCAUAAUUAUACACGUCAUGAUGACGCAAGGAAAGAUUAACGAACACGGGAUCUGUGAUGAGGAAAGGCUGAAACUGUUUGGGGCUGCGUCGGUGGGAGUAACAAAAUAAAUUUGGAUAUAUCAACAAAGUUGAAAUGGUAAAUUGGCCACCGUAACGAUUACAAAAGCUGACGUUUCGAGCGUUAGCCCUUCGUCGGAGCGAACCAUUGUAAUGAGGAAAGACUAACUGACUUUUCAUACUCAUUUCUGCUGUAAUUUGCCUUUGACGAGCGGUCUCUUUUAAUUUGUUUAACAGUCGAUGUUGCGAGUUGCAAACUGUUCUGAAACAGAAGAAUACGAAAGGAUUUAGGCCACAUGAUGUAAUCGUGAUUCGUGAACCAUUUUGUUUUGCGUGAUGAAUUUCAAUUAGAACAAAGGGAAAUAUCACAAGGAAUCAAUCAGAACAAAGGUAAAAACAAGUAAACUGCCUGAAGCGCGGGAAAAAGCGCGGGACCAAGUCGCGUUUGGUUUCAGUUUUGAAUCUGAUUGGUUGAGAAAGUGACACGAGCUUUCUGGACCAAGCACAGAGCGAAGUAAAGCAGAAGCAAAGCAAUUCUGGUUUACUCACGACACCCAAUUGAAAAUUGCACUGUUGCAUCUGAUUGGUUGAGAAGUUGGCGUGGAUUCUCUACACUAAUCGCAUUAAACCAAAGCAAUCCCGAAUUCCUUUUAACAUACAAGUCAACAUUGCAAUUAGCAGGGAGGAAAUUUCGCUCACCUCAACAACCACAAAUCUUACUCUAAAAACACUUAAACGUCUUUAACUGUGUUAAACAAAAUUGUUAAAAAAAACUGAAGAUAGCUCUGUUGCAUCUGAUCGGUUGAGAAGGUGGCGUGGAUUAUCUACACCAAUCAUAUAAAACCAAAGUAAUCCCAGAUUUCUUUUCAAAACACAAGUCAACAUUGCAAUUAGCAGGGAGAAAAUUUCGUUCACCUCGACAACCACAAACCUUGCUCUAAAAUCACUUAAACGUCUUUAAGUGUGUUCAGUUUUUCUGUAUUGUGUACACAUUAGGUGAUAUUAAGCCCAAACUCACGAAGCCGACCUGGCCGUAUAAACUGUACAUUCCUUUUGCAUGUAUAAAUUAAGAUAAUUCAAGUUUCCAGAUUCUCUCUCCUCUGUAGGAUUUCCAAACAAAAUUAAAGUCUACUUUUGGUGAUUUUAA
Molecule: messenger RNA, 4636 nt
Organism: Stylophora pistillata
Lineage: Eukaryota; Metazoa; Cnidaria; Anthozoa; Scleractinia; Pocilloporidae
Product: codanin-1
Biological process (GO): chromatin organization
Cellular component (GO): nucleus
Source: RefSeq, a predicted model, not a curated record